AUUUUUUACCGUGUCUUUAAUAAAAAUUAAUCACAGAGCAAAUUUGUAUAAGCAAGUAUCUUCACCAUAAAUUUAUGUUUCCUUUUCAUAUAUUUAAUUAAACUUAUCUACCUCCCACUCUCGGAUAUCAGUUGUCAUUUCUGUCAUUGGAUUAUUGGCCGUCGUUUACAGAAACCGUGGCUCGAUUUAACCCAUAUUCUUAUCCUUUCAAUAGUAUUGUGUGAUGUUGAUUUUAAAAGAACUAUAAUUUAAAAAGAUGAAGUGUAUCUGUGAUGUGUUAUAAGUAAAAAUAUCUGAACACAAGAUACACUAACUAAGUUACUAAGGUUAAAAUUAUGUGUAAUCGAUAUUUACUUGUACAAAGAUAGAAGAAUUUUGUAUUAAAAUAUAAUCAGGGAGAUGGGUCCUCCUCCGGUUGUGACGGGCGUAUCUCCAAAAGAAGGUCCUCCUGGAACUCGUGUAAUAGUCCGUGGUGAAUUUUUGGGUAACAAGGCACAGGAUCUUAUAGGUUUGACAAUAUGUGGAUGUGAUUGUCUUCUGUCAGCAGAAUGGAAAUCUUCUAACAAAAUUAUUGCUAGAUCAGGACCUUGUAAAGGUCGUGGAGAUAUUAUAGUAACUACCCGUAGUGGAGGACAGGGAACAUCAACAGUACAAUUUCGUGGUUACCAUGAAACUAUAGGUCCUAUGAAAGAAUCUGCAGUUUGGGUCGAAGAAGCUCCUAUGCAAAGUUUUGUAUGGGGAAGAAGAACACUGUCCCCAACUAAUUAUCAACAAGAAGAUCCUCUAGGUUUAAGCGUAGAAGGCAACGACAAAAAGUUUCCUGAAGAUGAAUUAAUAGAAUUAUUUGGAGAAGGUAGCGGUGAUCUUACUAGUGAAAAGUUUCACCCUGGAUGGUUUUUAUUGCAACACCAUCAUGCGACCACUUUUGAAGACUUGAAAGCUGGGUUGGCAUAUCUUAAGAGAAAAGUAAAUUCACAGAAAGAAGGUCAACUAUCAUUUUUGAAGGCUAAUGUAGGCUCGGUAGUAGAACAAUUAGACACAAUAAUGUUGUUGAAAGAACAGUUUGAAAGUGAUGUAAAAACAUAUGGCAAUGAUCCUACUGAAAAAUUAGAAAAAUCUAUUCAGAGGUCUAUGUCGGAGGCUAACAAAUUAUUUGACGAUGUACUAGCAAGAAGAGACAGAGCAGAUGCAACGAGAAAUGCCCUAGCUGUAAUGCAAAGAUACAAGUUCCUUUUUUGUAUGCCAGUUAAUAUAGACAAAAAUAUAAAACGGAGCAAUUACGAUCUUGUAAUUAACGAUUACGCUAGAGUAAAGAAUUUAUUUAAAAACACAGAAAUUGAUGUUUUCAAACAAGUGUUACAAGAAAUCGACGAUAAAAUUGAUAUGCUUAAAGUGCAUCUAAGGAAAAAGCUUGAAGAAAUGCCUUUCAGUUUGGAGGAGCAUAAAAAGAUAAUCAGAAAUCUUGUUAAUUUGGAAGCCGAAGGAGAUCCAGCUUGGGAUGCAAUAGUUUCACAUUCAAAUUACUUAAAGAAAAGUAUUACCGCAUGUAUGCAAGAACAUUUAGAAAUCGAUAACUUGACUGGAGAGGAUUCGAAUAAAAUGAAAUCGGCGCAGAAUAAUAAACAGUUAAAAUCAAACAAAAAUGAUACAACUAAUGUUCCGCCACAAAUAUCGUGUGUUGAAGCUAUUUGUGAUAUAAUAGUUGAACAGUUACCCGAUUUAUGGAGAUUAGGUCAAAGUUAUUUUACAGGACAGUUGCACGUUGCAGUGGAUGCAGAGAAACAAAUUCCGUUCAAGAAUUUAGUACUGUCAAGCAUGCAGCAUGCCAUGGAAGCCAUGAGAGGUAUAUGUAGCAACGAUUUGGACGCCAUAUGGCUUUUGCACAUCUUACGCAGGAUUAGACAAAUGUAUGCUUCGUUAAUUCAUCUGGAUUUGCCAAACGAAGCAUUGGAUAUUUUCGGAAAAUUUAUACUCGACUUAAGGUUGCAGUGUCUCGGGGCUCUUUUUAAACAAACUGCAGAAAGUAUAUCAGCUUUACAUAAAAAGGAAUCGUGGCAAAUAGAAUAUUUAAACGAAGAUGGUGGCCUUACGAAAGUGCCAUACCUAUUUGAAGAAAUGGUUAUGGAAGUUUCGAAACGAGCACGAGAGAAAGUGGUUGCUUGUGGUCCUCGUGAAGGACCAUUGUUUGCCAAUCCUGCGCAUCAAAAUUUAUAUUACAAUUCUAUCAAAACAUUGUUCACAUCGUUUACGCGAUGUCUACAGAGUUUGGCAUUUAGCGGGUGCGAAGAAGCUCUAGAUGAUGACGAGUCUUCCGUUUCCCAAUUGGUUGGUUCCCCUUCCGGGUAUAAAAGCAAGGGUAACAAACAUCAAGGCCCAACGUGGGAACAAUGCCUGUUAAUCUCGUUAAGUAAUAUUCGCUAUACACUGAACACCAUCUUACCAAGAAUUGGAGACGCAUUAAAGGAUCUGGAUUAUCCAAGUUUAUCAAACGCGGUUGGAUGGAACUCUGAUUGGACGCAACUAGAAACAUUGGAUACAGCUGUCUUGGAUGCAUACUUGGAACGUCGUUGCGAUCCAUUAGUCGGUACAAUCGAACCGAGCAUGUAUCUAGGCGGUUUAGAAUGGGACUUUGAAUCUGAGCCCACUCACGUGAGACCGUAUGCGCAAGAAAUCUUGGCAAAUUUAAUCGGAGUUCAUGCAGAAGUAUUUAUAAUUUCAUCCUCAGCUAAAUUGGAUUUUAGAAACACGGUUUUUAUUUAUCGUAACGCUUUCUUUUUCUUACAGGUACGUCGUGUCGCGCCAGCUUUAUUACAGCGAGUAUUGUCACAUAUAGUAGAAACUGUAGCGGAAGAACUUGCGAGACUUAUGUCAUGCGUGACUCAAUUUCGACCGGCCGGAGUUGUACAAGCACGAACAGACAUUAUAUUUUUACGAAAUGCUUUACAAUUUUACAGUACGACGAGGGCGAAAAACUUCUUCGAAGAAGCUUUAGAUGCUAUACCACAACCUGUUAGCAAAGAAGAUCGCAUGCGAGUCGACAUGCUGUUAUCAAAAGUGGCAACAUCCAUGCAUUUACAAUUGUCGUGUCUUGCCAGUGAUACAAAGAAUAAUACUCCUACGUUGAUUGCUGAUCCUAAUCGUGUUACCACUGUAUAGUUGUACUAGUAACGUAAGCAUCUAAGUAAGUAAAUCACUACAUUUACCAACAUUAUGUUUUUACAACGUACAGUAAAAUCUCUCUAGUUGUCCGUAAGCUGAGAAGCGAGAGUGGACAAUAUGGGCAGGGUAGACACGAUUUUGGUUUUCUUAUUCGUGUUUCUUCACUAGUUGCAAAGUGCCGGUAUCCGCGACCAGUAAUACAGUAUCGCCUGAAAAUACAUUUAUAUAUCUAGUGUAUUCUCCGUUUUCUUUUUCUUUACUGAAUACUAAAAUUUUACCUGUUCGAAAAAAUUGUGUAGCUCUGUUAGCGCCAACGAUACAAGGAAGCCCGUAUUCUCUAGCUAUUACAGCUCCAUGGCUUAUUAGUCCUCCUAAUUCCGUAACUAUUCCACUCAGUAACGAAAAAUAUGGACUCCAAGCAAUGUCAGUAGAACGAGUAAUUAGAAUAUCACCGUGUUGUAUAGUGUUCGCUUGUGAUACAUCUGUUAUUACACAUGCUCUGCCAACAAUAGAACCACCGCAUACCGACGUUCCUUCAAUCUUUACAUUACCAUCGCUUAUUGGCACAUCUAUACUUUUCUGUAACACAGGAAUAACUGUUUCUUUUUAUUUCUCUAUAGUACGUAAAUUAUUAUAAAAUAAAAUAGGAUAAUUUACCUUUAUAGGGUUCGGCAUACCAAUGUUAAAUUCUGGAUAUUCGAGUUCUUUUAAUUUAGGAAAGAUUCGUUUUCUACGACAAGCUCUAAAAAAUGUGUAAAAAUGCGUCAAUGAUUUGAAAGAUUUUGAAAUAUCAUAAAAUUUCAAUGAUUCUAUUACUUUUGUACUAAUAUUGCACUACGGUGAUUUAAAGUUUCUCCUAUUUCCUCGAUCGUUAAGAAGAAUAUUAGAUCCUCUGAAGGUAUAUAUUCUUCUAAAACCAUCAGUUUUCCUAAUCUUCUAAAAGCUAAUCUGAAUCUGUGUAUCACAUUUACAAAAAUUGAUUUAGUUAGUUCUCUACGCGUAACAGCUUUUCUGCAGAGAGGUGUAAUUUUUCUAAGGAGCCAUCUAGAAAUCGCUGAUUUUGGUGUUUUUAACGAUGUUAUUGUUUCUUCCACGCUGAGUACUUUAGUUGGACUGCUCGUUUCCGGGAUUGAUAUCAUUGUCUAGAAAAAAUGUAAUUUGGUUCACUGAUAUGUUCUCAUUGUAUUUAUGCAAAUAACUCACUCAAGUUUACCUGAAGCGUGACGAUGAGAUUCUCACGUCUAAGAUCCCAUGGUUCUGAGAUAAAGUCCAUCUCCUGAAUACAUCUAUGCCCAUGCUCUUUAAGAAACUUGUUCAAUUCUUCUGCAGCAGCUGGGCAAUUAAUUUUCAACCAAUCAAUUCCUUUUGUAGGUUCAACUAUUUUAAAUUCCUCAUCCUUUUCAUCUUUCUUUAUGUAAGUUAUAAUCUUUCUAAGGCUCAUCACCACCUCGGUACCAAUAAUAUCGCUGCAAGAACUCAAUAAAAGCGCAAUGUCUGAAAAAUGCUCUGGUACGAAGUCUGUGUAACCGCUUGUCAGUAGUGUCAUUGCGAAGAUUUGAUAACUGAUACUAACUCUCGAUGCAUGCGAAUGAUAAUCUACUUGCUGAAAUUUCAUACAAUUCAAUAAUAUAUUAAUUAAAACAUUAUAAUAUCUAAAAACCUACCGGUCUGAAACAAUCCUUCAAUCUCCGAGUGAUUUCAUCGUAUAAACUGUGGGCGGUAGAAAAUUCUUCUGCUUUUAAAUUUAAAUUUUUACAAGUUUCCGCCGCAGUCCUUUCUAUUCUACCGUUUUGUAUCAUUUCUUUUAUCAUCUUUAUUAUUGCAAGCAUUUGAAAUCUUGCAGUAGCUAUACCGUUUCUUUCACACGCGAUUCUAUGAUGUUCCGGUGUUAUUACCACUUUUCCGCUAAGUGCAAUAUCUACGAUCUUAUUCUGAAGCGUUAUUUUCUUAGCAGGCUUUCGUAGAAACGUCUGUUAAUAAAAAUACAUAAUUUAUAACAUACGUAUUGUAAAUUUCAUUACGAUUCUUCAGUAUAACUUACAGCAUAAUAAUUUAUGGCGUUUUUCAUGCCGAAUAUGCUGAAACAGGUCUGAUUUUUCGUUCCAAUUUCAUCGUUCAAAUUUGAAUUGAACGUUGGAGGAAGAAUAGAUACUGUUAAGGGUGACAUUGGAUGUGGGAACACCUCGCCGACAUUGGCAAAUGUGUUGAAGUCAAUAUCGCUAGGAACACCUGUUCCUAAUUCGUGUAUCAGUUCGAAUUCUGUCCACAUGUAUAACGUAGUAAUAGGACGAGCUUGAAGUAAAUAAAUCUUCUCGUCGAUCACUGCCCAUUCUAUGUCCCUACCACUGCCGAACAGAGUCUCUAAAUUUAUUCCUAUAGCAGCUAAUCGUAAAGCUACUUUGUCUGGCAAGCAAACUGUUUUGCUCUCUUGAUCGUCCAGUUUAACUGUAACUACUCCAUCGCCACUUGCCAAAAUCUUUUCCUUCUUAUUCCCUGCUGUCGAACUUUUUACAGCUAAUUUAUUGUCCCAGGUUUUGUGAACGACUAUAGUAUCAGGUUCAACCGCUGCCGAUACAACCGUCUGCAUAAAGCAUAAAAAUAUCACUGAUUGUAGAAUUCCAUGGCUAUAACAUACAGUGGUACCUCGGUAUACGACCUUAAUCCGUUCCUGAUGUUUGCACUUAUACCAAACCAACCUUUCCCAUAAGAAGUAAUGUAAAAAUUGAUUAAUCCGUUCUCAUGUAAAAGAAACUGUUAUUGAUAUUAUACCUACAUUAAUGGGGUUGUAAAAUAAUUUAAACACUGUUUAUGUCAUGAACAGCAUUUAAACGAUUUCCUAGUAGUUUAUAAAAAAUAUUCACUGGUUUAUUUAACAUAAUUAAUUUGUAAAAUAUAAAUGUAACCUAAUGAUAGAUUCUAAAUUAACAAACCAAAUGGAAUAAAUUUGAUUGCCUCCUGUUUUGCGGUUAUAGUUUGUUAUAUGAUAUCCUUACUUGUAUGAUCAGUCAGUUAAUAAUACAUCAACUCCGAAUAUAAUUGAUUAUUCAUUUAAUUUUUCCUCCGAGAUAAUUAUUUAAAAAUGACGAAAAAUUCACAGAAAAAAUUUAUGUCGUAUACCGAGCAAAAUUUGUUACGUUCAAACAGGACGUAUACCAAGGUACCACUGUACUACUUUUUUUUCCUUUUUUUUUUUUUUUUUCAACAA
Osmia lignaria (orchard mason bee) is the source of this 6364-nucleotide messenger RNA. RefSeq names its product exocyst complex component secretory 5 (gene Sec5). Gene Ontology annotation, cellular component: exocyst. Gene Ontology annotation, biological process: exocytosis; Golgi to plasma membrane transport. Lineage: Eukaryota; Metazoa; Arthropoda; Insecta; Hymenoptera; Megachilidae. The record is from RefSeq and is a predicted model, not a curated record.